This is a messenger RNA of Brassica napus (rape), 1161 nucleotides long. RefSeq lists its product as uncharacterized. The coding region runs from base 140 to 997 and encodes 285 amino acids. The transcript is spliced from 9 exons. Lineage: Eukaryota; Viridiplantae; Streptophyta; Magnoliopsida; Brassicales; Brassicaceae. The record is from RefSeq and is a predicted model, not a curated record.
AUAAUUCUGAUUUUUGAUUGAUUGAUCAUGUGUGUAUAUAUAUAUGGAAACAAGUAAAAACAAAAACGGAAAUUAACUUUCCAUUUUUGGGCAAGAAAGUCUUUCUCAUUUUUAACGAAUCAAAUCUUUGCUUGGGUCAAUGUCCAAACACUAUCCCCAGUUCUUUAUUCACGAAGCGAAUCUGGAUAGCCUCUUCUCUCCACCGCCGGAUUCAGCCUUCUCCCUGACUUCCUCCGAGCUUUGUCUGCCACCAUUACACACGUCAUGUAGUCUCCUUCCUACAGAAACCGAACUCUGUGUAAGGAUGAGUUCCUCAAACUUGACGACGAUCUCUUCUUCUCUCUCUCGAACUAGAGCAAACCCAGAAUUCAAGACAAGAGAGAUGGAAGUGAGAAGCGAGCUAAAGCAGAAUAUUUACGAGAUUUUCAAAGACUUUAUGACGGGGAUCACAAAGCUUGAGGAACUAGAUAAUGCUACAAACAUCUUUCUUCUACGCUUUCAGCAAGGACUCUGCUUGCUCAAACGCUCUCCAAUACUCACUUCCUCCAAGUUGAUCGAGAACAUUCUCAAGAACAAUGAAACAAGACGGCUGAAAUCAUACGUAGAAGCAGGCUGUAUUAACAUCGAUGAUGCUGCACGAAGCACACGGGCUUUGCAUACAUCUCUAUCAGGACUUUCUGACCACCUAAUCAAAGCUCAAAGCUUGUUAUCUGACCUCGAGCGUCUCACUGAUGAUGCCGCCCUUGCAAUUGAGACUGCAACAAAGCUCUCCACACAACUGGAUGAAGAAUCAAGUGAUGAUUUGCGACAAGUGACGAGUGAAGAGAACGAAACUGUACCUUUUGCUCAAGAACCUGAAGUUACAGAGUACGCUACAAUUAUUGCAGUGGUUUACAGUAUGGUGAAGCAGAACUAUGUUAUGCAGGAAAAGAUUGUGAGAUCGCUUAGUUUGAAGACCUCAUUUGAUGAACUAGAUACUUACACUCUGAUGUGGUGAUUGCGUCCGUUUGUAGAAGACGAGAUUAUGAACAGAGCAUGGAAAUGUAUCUACUAAUACACACUUAUUCAAUCAGCCUGUCACUUAUUCAAUCAGUUUUGUUCGAUUAGUUUGUUACUUUGUUUCCCAUUUAUUGAAAAGAAAGCAAAUACAAGCUUUGUUCA